CCUCGGCGUCGCGGUCAGAAGAUGGCCGCAGGUAGUCACUCGACCCCGCACUCCCCAUGGUGGGGCCACGCGUCUUUGCUGUACAUGUCUCAGGUGAAUAGACGUUUCCACGCGUUGAGCUCAAUGCUCGAUCCCCGAACUCGCGACCUCGCGACUUGCGACUUGAGUUCGCUCUCAAAGACACAAAGUCGCGGAAUGUUGCGGCGAGGGCCGGUCCAAGCCGGCAACCCGCCCUAACCGGUGCCCCAAGCGUGCCCACCACCCCGAGUCACCAACACCAUCAUCAACCAACCUCAACUCCAACUGCGCGCAUCCCCGCUCUCCUCACUCUUAUCUGCAAUGCCGUCUCUCAAGGGAAAGCGUGUCCUCGUCGUCGCCGGCUCGCGCGGUCUUGGCGCCGAGAUCGUCAAGCAGUCCGCGGAGCGCGGGGCUAUCGUCGCGAUCAACUACGCGGCGUCCAAAGACCGCGCGGAGGAGCUGUGCAAGUCCCUCCCCGGCUCGGGCCACGUUGUGAUUCAAGGCGACGCAUUCACACACGACGGAUGCGAUGCCAUCGUCGCGGAGGCGAUCAAGGCGCUCGGCGGGCUCGACGCCGUCGUCUCCAACCAGGGCACGACCAAGUUCGCGUCGUGGGCCGAUCUCAAGUCCGUCUCGGACGACGACUGGAUGAAGAUCUACACGGCCAAUGUCAUGUCGCACCUCUGGGUGAUGCAGGCCGCUGAGAAGGAGCUGCGCGCGAACAAGGGCAGCUUUGUCGUCUCGGCGUCGAUUGCCGGGCUGUACACGAACGGCUCGAGCAUGGCAUACUCCGUCUCCAAGGCCGGCCUGAUCCACCUCACCAAGGGCAUGGCCAAGUCCCUCGCACCCGACGUCCGCGUCAACGCCAUCGCCCCGGGCCUCAUGCUCACCGAGUGGGCGGCAGGCUUCUCCGAGGCGCAGGUCAAGAUGUCGACCGACGCGGCUCUGCUCAAGAAGGUGUCGGAUGUGCCGGACGUGGCUGCGGCUUACAUCAUGCUCAUGGAGAACGGCUCGAUCACGGGCGAGAUCCUCGAGAUCAGCGCUGGACUGGGCCACUAGAGUCUCUAGACACUAGACGUAGCGUACGUAGAGUGGAAGUUGUCAAAGUAGCAGGUGAUGCGAUGCAGGGUUUGGAUUGUCG
Messenger RNA from Cutaneotrichosporon oleaginosum, 1159 nucleotides. Lineage: Eukaryota; Fungi; Basidiomycota; Tremellomycetes; Trichosporonales; Trichosporonaceae. The record is from RefSeq and is a predicted model, not a curated record.